UUUUGAAUUUUUACUUUAGAGCCACUUAGCUGUGAGCCCUUCGGAUUUUCAGUGCCUUUUGACUUGUUCGUACAUACGACUAACACUCUAAAUGGCAUCCGUUUCAAAACGCGUAUCGUCGUGGUGCCUACUCUUAAUAAUGGUACAUGCCACAGUUACAGCAGACCCCUCUGCUGCCAAUUGCGCAGAUCGUUUUGACAUGCACAACGACAAAAUUAUAAGGACCAAAGAUUCCAUAAAGUUGGGCGCAAAAUUCAUCGAUGUGGUUGAACAGCGUAACCGAUUCGAAUGCCUAGACGUAUGUUGUCGUACCUCGAGGUGCGAUGUAUUUGUAUUCGAGGAAAAAUCUCCAGGUACAUGUUACCUCUUUGAAUGUGGUCCAUCAGACGAUUUUAAAUGUAAAUUUACCACCCACAAAAACUAUAGUAGUGCAGUAAUGUCGUUUAGGCCAGCAGCGGAACUGGAAAAUCAAAUAAAACUUACCCAAAACGAGCACGAGCAUGAACUCACACAAUUAAAAAAAUCAUCUUUAACUGUUUUUUCAACAAUUUUACCUGCAAUUCCAGCAUUAAAUAAAGAAACAGAGAUGACUGUGCCAUUAGACAAGCAUUCACAAAGAACACGCUGUAGUAGAAACCAAUUUGAAUGCAAGACAUCAGGUGAAUGUAUUGCGAUUUACAACGCUUGUGACGGAAUACCUCAGUGUAGCGAUGGCAGCGAUGAAGCAGUCGAACUUGCUUGCCCGACCACUGCGAGUAAACAAAUGAUCCCUAAAGAAAUAAAUUUUGGUAUGCAAGGUAUUAACUACCCACAGACCUUCCCAAAUAAACCAAUAGAUGCUUCUGGACAGCAAAUAAACCCGUCAAUGCCGCAAUAUCAGUGGAAAAAUCAGCCGCCCGUGUAUAGCUCAAACAUAAACUAUAAUAAUGGAAAAGGAGAUCAGCCAACCUAUGGAGCCAACUACAUACCACCAUCACAGUACGGUAGAGAAGGCGAAGGACUCAAGUGGUCAGGACAAGACGUAGCGCACCAAAAUUACGGAAACAAUAGAAUAUUUACACAUGUAAAUGGAGGAGUUAUGCCCGACUAUAACCAGCCACCAAAUAAUAUAAUCACAAAUAAUAUACCCAAUAGAAUUUAUAAUACACAGUCUGGAACUAAUAUGGAUCGUAACUUUAACCACAUGAACAAUAUGAAUCAUGAAUUUCCUCGCUUCAACACAGGUGGAAAAGGUACAUUUCAAAAUAAUCCUGAUUAUUACUAUGAAGAUCAAAGAGCUAAAAUUGAACAACUAAACAAUAUUCCUCAAAUUGAUCAAAGAAUAGUUCAAAUAGAUGAGAAGAAACAAAGAGUAUCAGAGAAACUUGUGCAAAAAACUAUCAUUAAUGAUACAACUACUCAGAUCACAACAAUAGAUCCUCAUUUGCAUCGAAAAUCAGAACAACCAAUAACAGCUGUUACAGAUAUUCAUGAGACCUAUUUUGAAAGCAGCGAUGAUGGUUAUGCUAUAAUUCCUAAUGGAGCAUUCAUCUCACUCACACUUGGUAUAAUUGCAACUAGCUUAAUGAUUUUAGUUAUUAGCUGCCGUCUUCGAAUAAUGCGAAAUCGAUACCGAAAAGGUAGUAAACAAUCGUAUUCUCACGAUGCGGAUUUCCUAAUCAAUGGCAUGUACUUAUAAAUGUGUUAAUUUAUUCAUAUACUAUGUGAAUUCUUAAAAAAAAUGUUAGGUUUAAAUGGUGUACCUAUGAUUAUUUAUAAUAUUUUAAUUUUUAGUUAUUCAAAUAACUAAUAUCUUAAUUAUUGAGUAAAAAUGUAAUGUUAUUUUUUAUGUACUCUUGGCGAUCAACAAUUAAUUGAAUAAAUGUUUUCUAUUUGAUUUAUUUUUUUUUAAGUAAUGUAUUAAAAACAAUAAUUACAAAACCAUGUGCCCGCCAGGACAAAAUUAAUGGUGGAAGCACUUAUGUUAACUGAGUCAGCAAAAUCACAUUUUUAAUACAUAAUUAGAUUAGAGUUAAAACAAUAAGGGUGAGUAUCAUCAAGAACCGAUAUUACCCUCAUUAGCUUGUGGAAUGUCCGAUUUUAUUUUUAA
Messenger RNA from Adelges cooleyi (spruce gall adelgid), 2089 nucleotides. RefSeq lists its product as uncharacterized. Bases 92 to 1678 code for a protein of 528 amino acids. The record is from RefSeq and is a predicted model, not a curated record. Gene Ontology annotation, molecular function: protein binding. The transcript has 12 exons. NCBI's taxonomy places the organism in Eukaryota, Metazoa, Arthropoda, Insecta, Hemiptera, Adelgidae.